Panicum virgatum (switchgrass) is the source of this 445-nucleotide messenger RNA. RefSeq names its product defensin-like protein CAL1. The coding region runs from base 28 to 279 and encodes 83 amino acids. Gene Ontology annotation, biological process: defense response. The record is from RefSeq and is a predicted model, not a curated record. NCBI's taxonomy places the organism in Eukaryota, Viridiplantae, Streptophyta, Magnoliopsida, Poales, Poaceae. The transcript is spliced from 2 exons.
UCGAUCGUUCAGUUUUGGGUAAAGGAGAUGGCGCUGUCUCGCCGCAUGGCCGCACCCGUCCUCUUCGUCGUCGUCCUCCUCGUCGUCGCCGCCACAGAGACGGUGACUGCGAGGGUGGUCGCAGAUGAGACGCACUGCCUGUCGCAGAGCCACACGUUCAAGGGCAUGUGCUUCAGCAGCGAGAACUGCGCCAGCGUGUGCAAGUCUGAGAACUUCCCCAGCGGCGAGUGCAAGAUGCACGGCGCCACCAGGAAGUGCUUCUGCAAGGUGGUCUGCUAGUGCACGCACGCCGCCCAUCUCUGCCGCCGGAACGGCAAGCAGCCAUGUCGAUUACGUUAUUUGUUCUCGUCCGUGAGGCCCGGCCAGCAGGAUAUCCGGGGUGUUCGUCCGUGCUGGCUGGGACACUUUCCUUCUUUGUCCAUGAAGAAAUUUACAAUAUAUAAUC